GACUUGCACAAUAUUCUCCUGAAUGGACCAGUGACUUUCGAACCCACGACAUAAAUGAAAAUGAACCACAGUAUAUGUCAACCAAAGAUAGUCAUACCCAGGGAGCAAUAGCAAGCAGACUAUAUUAAUCGAAAAACGGAAAAAACAAAAGCAACCACUAUAACCCGCUAUUAUAACCAUCAGCGUCGGCCGUCAGGUCAGUUUCUUCUGUUGGAAAAGCUUCUCCUGAACGGUCUCGAUAUCUGGUUAACAGUUGUUAAGAAUGGAAAUUGGGCAUUGUUAUCUAGAAGGCAAUGUUGAUGCGGUAGAGUUUUGUCCACAUGAAUUGUUUCAUCAAGUUUUAGCUGUUUCGACGUAUACACUACAGGAGGGUGAUCAGCCGAAUCGAUGUGGAAGUAUAUCACUUUUCUCGGUUGAUGCUGAUUCAAACCAACUUGAUAUGUUUCAUCAAGUUGAGACAUCUGGAAUUUUUGAUAUAAAAUGGAAUUCCGUUGGAGCCAGUCCAUUGCUCGCACAAGCCGAUGCCAGUGGUCACCUGAGGUUACACAGUUUAGGAAGUGGUUCAAACGGAUCAGAAAAUGGAGGUGCAUCUGACUUUGAAGUGCUGAAAGAAGUUUGUGGAGAAAUGGUUAGCUCCUCCAUGUGUCUGUGCCUUGAUUGGAACCCAUCAGCUACAUCCAUUACUGUCGGGCUUUCAGAUGGUUCCAUAUCUGUGCUCACUCUUGCGGAGUCUCAACUAAAGAUUCAACAAUCAUGGGAAGCACAUGAGUAUGAGGUCUGGGCUGCCAAUUUUGACACCCAACAACCAAAUUUAGUGUAUACAGGCUCAGAUGACUGCAAAUUUUGUUGUUGGGAUCUGCGAGAGAAUCCUUCAAACUUGGCCUUCCAAAACACGAAGACUCACCAAAUGGGUGUGUGUUGCAUUACUAAGGACAGAACAGAUCCAAAUGUACUAUUGACCGGGAGCUACGACGAGCAUUUAAGGAUAUGGGAUGUGAGAUCAAUAUCAAAGCCAGUAAACGAGAGCUCCAUAUGUUUAGGAGGGGGAGUAUGGAGACUGAAGCAACAUCCAUCAAUACCAAGUCUGGUUCUGGCAGCAUGCAUGCACAAUGGAUUUGCAGUUGUUAGAGUUGAAGGGGAGAAAGCUGAAGUCUUGGAGACUUACAGUAACCACAAAUCUCUUGCUUAUGGGGCCGAUUGGCAAAGAGGACCAUUAAGAAAGAAAGAUGGAAUAGAAAGGCCUGUGGCGGCUACAUGUUCAUUUUACGAUCGACUUGUUCGAGUAUGGCUACCAGAGAAGGAGAUGGUUCUAAACACUAUGUAAGUCACUGAAAUGUGCCAUACUUUUUCAGUUUUGGGGAGACUUUUCAUGUCUAGCUAUGUCUUUGGCUAGCCUUAGGUGACUCCAACAAGAAGGGAUUGUACUAGGAUUGAUUUAUAUCUUUAUAGAUACGUAAGUUUCAUGUAAGAUGUAACGAAAGGUACGUAUGAUUUCAUAGGAUUAUUAGUGGACAAUGAUUUCAUAGGAUUAUUAUCAAUGGAUGAAAUGAAAACCUCCCAAGUUCAGUCA
Messenger RNA from Papaver somniferum (opium poppy), 1570 nucleotides. RefSeq names its product diphthine methyltransferase homolog. NCBI's taxonomy places the organism in Eukaryota, Viridiplantae, Streptophyta, Magnoliopsida, Ranunculales, Papaveraceae. Gene Ontology annotation, molecular function: protein binding. The transcript is spliced from 3 exons. The record is from RefSeq and is a predicted model, not a curated record. Bases 263 to 1324 code for a protein of 353 amino acids.